CUCCUGUGAAAAAUUCCUAAACUGAUUUUAGCAUCGAAGGAUUUUUUACAGGUACCCUCAUUAUUCAAUCCAAUUGGAGUUUGAAGCAGAGGUUCAAUUCUUAGCAAAAUCAUCAUCAGAUUUGUGUUUGGGGUAGAAGUAAUUUUACCAUACAAACAGUGUUAGUCCCUAGUAGUAAUACAGAAAUACAACCAAGCAACACACACGAAUCACAACUUAAUUUCAUUUGGGGAGGAAUCAAUGUGUGCUGCGUUGAAUUUGAUCACAAGGAGCUGUUUUUGUAAGCUUCACAUUUCCCAUUGAUAAGAGAUUAUCUCUAAAUUAUGUUGAUCCCUUAAUAAACAAACUUUUAUUUUUUAGUGUACUCUUCUUGGUAUUCAAUAAUGCCCACGCCACCAACUGUGCAUUAUUUAGAGAAUAUGUCUUAAUCAUGGUCCUGCACUAUGUGCCAGAACUUAAACACCUUAUAAUGCAUCAUAAUUUCAAUAUCAAAUCACCAAAAAUUUGUGCUGCUACUUCUCAUUCUAUACUCUAGAGAAAGAAAUAGACAUUAAUGGAGGUUACAGGAGCUGGUGGUGUCAAUAGCCAUGAAGAAACUUUGUUGCAAAAUAUUGAAUUACAAAGUAUGGUGAAUUACAAAGGAGAGAAAUUUGUAAUGAAUAGUGAGUUUGGUGGAUGGAAAUCAGCUUCUCGAGUACUAGUUAUCGAUUGUGUCGACGCCUUUGUAUUUUUCGGGAUUUUAUCCAACUUGAUUAGUUAUCUCACUAAUCAGUUUGGUCAAUCUACAGCUACAGCUGCUUUAAAUGUAAAUAUUUGGGUUGGUGUUGUGUUUAUGCUUCCGUUACUCAUUGGUUUCGUAGCUGAUUCUUAUCUUGGACGAUUUCGUAUCGUUUUAGUCUCUUCUUGCUUCUGCAUAUCGGGGCUUGGAUUGUUGACUUUAUCGACUCUGAAUGGUUCUGCAAAGACGACGGAUUGUGUUAAUAACACCAAGGACGAUAUCUCCUGCGCUUCACCUUCUUGUUUGCAAGUAAACUUCUUCUUCUUUUCACUGUAUUUAGUUGCAAUUGGUUCUGCUGGAUUUGCAACAUGUGCACCAGCUUUUGGUGCAGAUCAAUUUGAUGGGCGAAACCCGAAUGAGAUCAAAUCCAAGAGUUCAUUUUUCAACUGGUGGCAAAUUGGAAUAUCUGUUGGAGGCACUGGUGCUAACACAAUAUUAAACUACAUUCAAGAUAAUUUGGGUUGGAGUCUUGGAUUUGGCAUUCUGUGCAUUUCAUCUGUAGUGGCACUAAUUGUUUUCUUGUCUGGAAUCAAAACGUAUCGUUAUAGCGUCAUAGAUGAGGCAAGGGGGAACCCAUUAUUAGGAAUAACCGAGGUGUUAGUUGCAGCUGCAAAAAAUUGGAGAAUCACUUCAUCAUCAAACACUAGCAAAGAUGAGGCAUUGGAAGCUUUUGUCGGCAACUCAAAUGCCAAUGUUGAAGAAGCAAAAUCUUUACUACGGUUGAUUCCAUUGUGGAUCAUAUGUUUGAUAUAUCCGGUGGCGAUUGCUCAAAACAUGACAUUGUUUACAAAACAAAGCAGCACGAUGGACAGAACAAUUGGUCCAAAGUUUCAGAUACCUGCUGCAUCACUUCAGCUUUUCAUUGGUUUAUCUAUCAUUCUCUUUGCUGCAUUAUACGACCGUCUAUUUGUUCCUCUUGCGCGAGCUAUUACUGGCAGACCAAAUGGCAUAACUAUGCUCCAGAGAAUUGGGACUGGCAUAUUUUUUACAGCAAUAUCCAUGGUGAUUGCAGCUGUAGUGGAGAAUAAAAGACUUCAAACUGCAAUAGAUUUCGGAUUAGUCGAUACACCAAAUGCAGCGGUGCCAAUGAGUGUCUGGUGGUUGAUUCCGCAAUACGUGGUGUCUGGUCUUGCUAUUGCAUUCACCAGUAUUGGUUUACAAGAAUUUUUCUACGAUCAGGUACCAAAUGGAUUAAAAAGCAUGGGUCUCGCCUUGAACACUAGUGUGUUCGGUGUAGGGAAUUUCACCAGUGGCUUUCUUAUAUCCACUGUUCAGAAGGUAACUAGCGCGGAUGGGCAAUAUGGUUGGUUCGCGAAUAAUCUCAACCGCGCGCAUCUGGACUACUUCUAUUGGCUUCUUGCAGGACUUAGCACAUUAGAGCUAUUUGCUUUCUUGUGUUAUUCAAAAACAUAUUUGUAUAGAAGAGAAGCUUCAAUAUAAGAU
Molecule: messenger RNA, 2221 nt
Organism: Papaver somniferum (opium poppy)
Lineage: Eukaryota; Viridiplantae; Streptophyta; Magnoliopsida; Ranunculales; Papaveraceae
Product: protein NRT1/ PTR FAMILY 5.10-like
Exons: 2
Coding region: 554-2218 (554 amino acids)
Biological process (GO): transmembrane transport
Cellular component (GO): membrane
Molecular function (GO): transmembrane transporter activity
Source: RefSeq, a predicted model, not a curated record